Bombyx mandarina (wild silkworm) is the source of this 2522-nucleotide messenger RNA. RefSeq names its product acyl-CoA synthetase short-chain family member 3, mitochondrial. The record is from RefSeq and is a predicted model, not a curated record. Lineage: Eukaryota; Metazoa; Arthropoda; Insecta; Lepidoptera; Bombycidae.
AUGCACCAACAAAAUGAAGUUGGCAACAAAAUCGAGAAAAGCAAGUUUGAGUCGUCAAUUAGUGAGCUUAAAAAGAAGACUUUCGUUUCUGCGGCCGACAUCGAAUGCUAUAACGUAUGUGGGACAACGCCUGAGUACGAAAAGGCCCAGCAGAGGUCGUUGAACGACCCUGAAGGGUUCUGGGGCGAAGUCGGAUCGGAACUCGAGUGGACAAAGCCAUGGGAUCGAGUUCUAGAUGACAGUAACGCGCCGUUCACGAAAUGGUGGGUCGGCGGAGAGAUGUCGGUAUGUUACAACGCGGUGGACCGACACGUGGUCAAUGGAAGAGGCGAGCAGUUCGCUUUGGUUCACGACUCGCCACUCACUGACACGGUCAGGAAAAUCUCUUACAAUGAGCUAAAAGAUCAGGUCUCGCGUCUGGCUGGAAAGCUGACAACGUUGGGAGUGAGUAAGGGGGCCCGGGUGCUGAUCUACAUGCCGCUAGUACCAGAAGCUAUUAUAGCUAUGCUCGCUACCAAUCGUAUCGGCGCCAUUCACUCUGUUGUAUUUGGAGGUUUCGCUGCGAGGGAAUUAAGAACGAGGAUCGAACACGCUGAGCCAACGGUCAUCAUAGCCGCCAGUUGCGGGGUAGAGCCUAAUAAGAUCGUCAGGUACAAGGAUAUUCUGGACGAAGCACUGUGUCAGAGUUCCCAUCAGCCUCGCUCCUGCAUCAUAUACCAACGGCGCAGAGUACUCGAGUGUCCCCUUGAAAUUGGAAGGGACAUAUCCUGGGACGAGGCCUUGGAAGCCGACCCGGUACCGUGCGAGUCGGUAGAAGCCAAUGAACCCUUGUACAUACUAUACACAUCUGGUACAACUGACGCCCCAAAAGGUGUCCAACGUCCCUGCGGCCACGCAGCCACGCUCUGCUGGUCCAUGAAAAAGGUGUAUGGUCUCCAACGAGGAGUGUGGUGGGCGGCGUCAGACCUGGGCUGGGUGGUCGGUCAUUCGUACAUCUGUUACGGUCCGCUCUUAGCUGGAAUGACUUCCGUUCUGUAUGAAGGAAAACCAGAUCGUACACCAGAUCCUGGACAAUAUUUCAGGAUAAUAGAGCAACACCGUGUAAACGCUCUAUUCACGAUUCCGACGGCAUUCAGGGUGCUGAAGCGAGCCGAUCCUAACGCUAAAUACGCGAGGAGAUACUGCCAGAAAUCACUAAAGACGGUCUUCAUUGCUGGAGAGCAUUGCGAUCAGGACACAAGGCAAUGGGCUGAACGUGUCUUCGGGGUGCCAGUACUCAAUCAUUGGUGGCAAACUGAAUCGGGGUCCCCGAUCACCGCACCCUGCCUUGGUUACGGCGUCAAAUCUGUGCCGCCCUACUCCGCUGGCUAUCCAGUCGCUGGAUAUGACAUUCGUACACUUCGAGAGGACGGAAUGGAAUGCAAGCCCGGUGAAGUGGGUAGGCUGGUUGCGAAGCUGCCUCUCCCACCAGGAUUCGCUUCAACACUGUGGCGAUCUGAUGAACGAUUCAAGAAAAUCUAUUUCGAGGCUUAUCCGGGCUACUACGACACCCAAGAUGCGGGCUGGAUUAGCUUAGACGGGGCUGUGUGGGUCGUAGCCAGGGCUGAUGACGUCAUCAACGUAGCUGGACACCGGCUGUCUACGGCGGCUCUUGAAGAUGUCGUGCUACGACACACGAGGGUAGCGGACGCUGUCGUGGUUGGAGCACCGGACCCAACUAAAGGCGACGUGCCUCUCUGCCUCUACGUCAUGAGACCUCCGCAAGACGACGAAGAAAUAGUAGCCGAAAGCACAGUAACACAAGAACUGAUUGCUCUGGUCCGUCAUCUCAUUGGGCCGAUCGCAGCUUUCCGCAAAGCUGUGGCAGUUCCCGCCCUACCGAGGACCAGAUCAGGGAAGGCGCUAAGAGGUGCCAUUGCCAAAUUGGCCAGGUCUCAGUCAGUGAAAAUACCUUCCACUAUAGAAGAUCCAUCGGUCUUCGGUGACAUCAAACUGGCUUUGCAGAAAUUUGGUUACGCCACAGACGCGCCGGACCCUGAGUUUUGAAAUAUAUCGUAAAAUAAAACGAAUUGAGGGUAUUUCGGAAUAAGAAAGUGUCAAAACGAUAGAUUUUUGAUGGCUUGGACUGCAACACAUGCGUGAGCAUUCACAGAUCCACUAAUUCUCGUUCCGUGUCCGCAAAUAAUACAGGUUAAAAUAAGAGAAAUAUAGAUAUUAAACGAUAUGUUACCUAAGCUAUAGGGCUUAUUUCAGUUUGACGCGAUUAAUGAAUGCUUACUUCAGACUUCGGAUCUGGUUCAUCCACAUUAUCUCACUUUUGGUUUCUUCAGACAGUCUAACAACAAAAGUGACCUACCUACAUAUGUUAUUUGAUAGUUUAUUGAUUAUUUUUAAUUCAAUGUAAUUCAUUAUAAUUCAUGGAAUAUUGAUGAUCCGUAUUAAGAAUAGAACCCACUUUUUAUAAUAACAGCAAUAGAAUUGGGUCAUAAAGUCCAAAUAAAGAUUUUUUAUUUGUCAGGUGA